Fraxinus pennsylvanica is the source of this 300-nucleotide messenger RNA. The record is from the annotation of a GenBank genome assembly. NCBI's taxonomy places the organism in Eukaryota, Viridiplantae, Streptophyta, Magnoliopsida, Lamiales, Oleaceae.
AUGAGUUGCUCAUCUCUUUUUUCUCUCAAAACUCCACUCUUUCCCCCCGGCGCCGUCAACCACUCUAUCAAUCUCUGGCCCAAUAGUUAUUUUGUGACGAGGGCAUCCCUCAACUUGGACGUGCAUUCCGAUCUGAAACCUUUACUUAAUGAGAACCCAAAGAAGAGUUCACAAGUAAUCGCCGACGAGAANACGAGAAGAAAUUUGUGGUGGGCUCUUAUGCGAGGGCGCCGGUGGUGUUGGCCAGUGGAAAGGGAUGUAAAGUGUACGAUGUUGAUGGGCAAGAAUAUCUGGACUUGA